Molecule: messenger RNA, 2691 nt
Organism: Physella acuta
Lineage: Eukaryota; Metazoa; Mollusca; Gastropoda; Physidae
Product: pre-mRNA-splicing factor SYF1
Biological process (GO): mRNA splicing, via spliceosome; generation of catalytic spliceosome for first transesterification step
Cellular component (GO): Prp19 complex; U2-type catalytic step 2 spliceosome; post-mRNA release spliceosomal complex
Molecular function (GO): protein binding
Source: RefSeq, a predicted model, not a curated record
GUUUUAUUAAGAAUUAAUCUGGCAACUUUCUAUUCUGCUUAAUUUUCCUGUUAAAUAAAUGUUUGGUUUCGUCCAGGCUAAGGGGAAAAUGCUUUCAGAUCUAUUUUUUGAAGAAGAAGAUCUUCCUUAUGAGGAAGAUAUUUUACGCAAUCCUUACAAUGUUAAGUGUUGGCUGCGCUACAUAGACCAUAAAAAAAGUGCUAAAAAGGAAGUUCUCAACACAGUCUAUGAAAGGGCACUGAAACAGCUGCCAGGGAGUUACAAACUCUGGUACAAUUACCUGAAACUGUUGCGCACACAGGCGCGUGGUAAAGUUGUAACAGACCCAAAAUAUGAAGAAGUUAACAGUGCCUUUGAAAGGUCAUUGGUUUUCAUGCAUAAGAUGCCAAGGAUUUGGUUGGAUUACCUACAUUUUUUGAUUGGUCAAGGCCGAGUUACCAGAACCCGAAGGUGUUUUGACAGAGCAUUGCGGGCACUUCCCAUCACUCAACACAAUCGCGUAUGGCCACUUUAUUUAAAGUUUGUUCGCUCACAUGACCUACCAGAAACAGCGGUUAGAGUCUACAGGAGAUAUUUAAAGCUGCAAAAAGAAGGCUCAGAAGAAUACAUUGGAUUCUUGAUGUCUAUUGGGUGGCUGGAUGAAGCAGCACAACGGUUGGCUGACAUUAUUAACGAUGAAGGAUUUGUGUCUGUUGAGGGGAAAUCCAAACACCAGCUAUGGAAUCAGCUUUGUGAACUGAUUGCCAAGAACCCAGACAAAGUGACAUCUUUGAAGGUGGAGCCCAUCAUUCGUCAAGGCCUCAAAAGGUAUACAGAUCAAAUUGGUGUAUUGUGGAACUCCUUGGCUGACUACUACAUUAGGGGAGGACAUUUUGAAAGAGCUCGUGACAUCUAUGAAGAAGCCAUCCAAACAGUGAUGACUGUGAGAGACUUUACCCAAGUGUUUGAUGCCUGUGCCCAGUUUGAGAAAAGUAUGAUAGCAGCAAAGAUGGAGACAAUGGAGGAAGAAGGAGCCAAUGAAGAAGAUGAUUUUGAAUUAGAAAUUCGUCUUGCAAGGCUUGAAAGUUUGGUUGAUCGUAGACCCCUACUACUCAACAGUGUACUACUUCGUCAAAAUCCCCACAAUGUUCAUGAAUGGCAUAAGAGAGUUACAUUAUUUGAAGGGAAUCCAAGAGAGAUAAUUAACACAUACACUGAAGCUGUUCACACAGUGGAUCCAAAAAUAGCAUCUGGGAGACCACAUUCUCUUUGGGUGGAAUUUGCAAAGUUUUACGAAAAAAAUGACCAAAUUCAAGAUGCCCGUAUUGUGUUUGAAAAAGCCACCCAAGUGCCCUACAAACAUGUGGACGACCUGGCCUGUGUCUGGUGUGAGUGGGCCGAGAUGGAGCUCAGACAUGAUAACAGUGAGGAAGCUCUGAAACUCAUGCAAAGGGCAACAACUCCAAUGAAAAGACAAGUUAUGUACCAUGAUGAGACGGAAACGGUACAGUCUCGCGUCCACAAGUCCUUGAAGGUGUGGUCACUCUAUGCAGACCUGGAGGAGAGUUUUGGAACUUUCAAAUCCUGUAAAGCUGUUUAUGAUAAGAUCAUUGACCUGAGGAUUGCCACACCCCAGAUCAUUAUAAACUACGCCAUGUUCUUGGAGGAGAACAACUAUUUUGAAGAAGCCUUUAAGGCUUAUGAAAAAGGUAUUGCACUUUUCAAGUGGCCCAAUGUAUAUGACCUUUGGACAACUUACCUGUCAAAGUUUAUUUCACGUUACGAAGGCACAAAAUUGGAGAGAGCCAGAGAUCUAUUUGAACAGUGCUUAGAGAAAUGUCCAGAGCAAUAUGCCAAAGAAAUCUACCUACUCUAUGCUAAACUUGAGAUGGAACAUGGAAUGGCUCGUCACGCUAUGGCUGUCUAUGAAAGGGCUACCCGAGCUGUCUUACCAGCGGAGCAGUACGAGAUGUUCAAUAUUUACAUAAAAAAAGCAGCGGAGGUGUAUGGGGUCACCCACACAAGAACCAUCUACGAGACGGCCAUUGAAGUUUUAUCCAAUGAUCAGGCCAGAGAGAUGUGUCUACGUUUUGCUGACCUGGAGAAAAAGUUGGGUGAAAUAGAUAGAGCUCGAGCUAUCUAUGCUCAUGGCUCACAGAUCAGUGACCCCAGGGUGGCGCCACAAUUUUGGGACUCAUGGAAAGAAUUUGAGAUCAACCAUGGGAAUGAGGACACUGUACGGGAGAUGUUGAGGAUCAAGAGAAGUGUGCAGGCCACGUACAACACCCAAGUGAACUUCAUGUCAGCCCAGAUGUUGGCAGCACAGAGCAAGAAACAGGAGGGUAGCAGUGCAGAUGUUGGUGAUGAGAUGCAGCACUUAGAAGCCCGGGCCAGACAACUGGUACAAGAAUCUCUACAGGAAAAAGCACAGGCAGAGAAAAAGCUUCUAUUCGUCCGAAGCACACAAGAAGAGCUAGGGGAACUUACCAAGACCAACAACCCUGAAGAAAUUAACAUUGAUGAGGAUGAGACUGAUGAAGAGGUAGAAGAGCUGGAAGUUGAGCAACAAUCUGUACCCUCUGAAGUCUUUGGAGGGCUAGCGCCACCUCAAGCAAAUGAUGAUGAUUAAAGGAUAGAUUCUUGUAGACAGUCAAAUCAUUUUCUGCUUAGUCUACAGUAUUUGUUUACUCAGUCAAUAAAGAAUCAAUUGCU